GUCAAGCAAUGAGAUCUGAUCCAGCCAUCAAAUCUUUAGCACCUGGUCCAGAUGGCUAUUUACCAAAAUUACUUCCAAAACAAAAAGCUCCCUAAUGGACGUAAUAUAUUAAUAUCGAAUAUAGGAUUGGUGGGGUAGUUCAAAGAGUAGGGAGAUCAACCUCUUAUGGACCAGGACCAGGUCAAUACUAAUAUAAUUAAAGGUCAUAGAAGGUCCUAAUUAUUCUAUAGUCGGCAAACAUGAAACCAAAUAGAUUUCUCUAUCUCCAGGACCUGGAAAUUACAAUGAUGAGAGUUUUAGCACAAUAUAUAGAAAACCAUCUAUUUACACACUUGGAAUGAAGCAUUACACAUCAGCAAAGGAGUUGUUGCCCAGACCUGGUUAAUAUGAUCUCAAUAGUUCAUUUGUGUCCAACAAUUCAAUUAAGUUUCCAACUUAACAAAGAUUAACAUCCUUAGAAGGGGGAAUGUCUCCUGGUCCUGGAUGUACUAUAAUUAUAAAUUUUGAAUACAAUAUUGAUAAGGCAGUAAGUUGGCAAUGGAAAAACAUAACCUCCUUGGAUGAUUGGAACAUCUUUAAGAUAACAAGAAUUAAAGAAAUCUCAAGUAACUCCAGGUCCAGGAGCUUAUUAAAUGAUUGCUAUGCAUAACCUGUCAAAAAUUUCACAAUGAAAUAAAAAUUGUAAUCGAAAAAUUCAAAAUUUAUCUGCUCCAGGACCUGGUGCUUAUGAUUU
Paramecium octaurelia is the source of this 733-nucleotide messenger RNA. NCBI's taxonomy places the organism in Eukaryota, Ciliophora, Oligohymenophorea, Peniculida, Parameciidae. The record is from the annotation of a GenBank genome assembly.